AUGGCGACAGACGCUGUCGCGGCCUCUAAGCAGGCUCAGCACAAACAAGGACCGACGCUUCUUCCGUCGCCCGUUGCUCAAGCCGUCAGCCUUGCUGCUCGAUCUACGUCGCUCGCUAUACGCAUUGGGUCGGUGGUUAGCAAUGCAAGUCUCGAUGCUGCGAGACUCACUACUCUGGGUGGCCUUGAGCUGGCCCGGGGGUUGAUUGAAGGCGUAAUAAGCCGGGCUGCCAAAGAUACUCUCGAACAAUCACGAACCGAGCUAGCCGUUCAAGAUGCAGAGACGGUCCUAGAGCGCAGCCUUGAAAAUCUACAUUACGCUGUCACCCAGGCUGUAUUUUGGACAUCCGUCAGCUUCCGACUCACAGGCACAACGAUUUCCACGGCUUCCGCGGGAUCGCAGCUUCUUCUGUCGUCGUUGGACCAACUUUUCGGCUCGACAGACUCUUCUCGAGCCGUUGCCAGCAUUGUCACCCUUAUUCGACGUGAAUUUGAAAAUCCUGCUACAGGUCUCCAAGGAGAACGGGUUGGCGUCAUUGAUCUGACUCUUGCACUCAGCACGCUCGCCUAUCUACAACGAGCAUGCCGCAAGACCGCUCAAGAAGAACGCCGGAGACAGUCAUACGAAGAAGUCAUUUGGGAUGUUGUUGUCCUGGAAGAUGGCGACAGGGUUGAUGUUGAUGAAAAGGUGUUUAGCGAGAUCCGUGGAGGCUACAGCACCCAAGACAAAGACGACGUUCCAUCCUCACCUUCUAGUAGUCCCUGGACUGGAGCGGAAGAUGAUGAAGCUGUAGUGUCUCGUCUCAAAAGCCAGAUCUUAGCCUCUCUGACUCCAGGUACAACAGUAUCUGUCUCCAAUUCGGUGUCUUCGGUCCAGACAAUUACUGUUGACGUUCAUGGAUCUCGGCUCCUUUCCCUGCCAACGCCUCCGGGCGCAGAAAUAGUCGAAACAAAAUCUCUUACCUCGGGGAGUCACGUAUCAUACUCAUUAUCUGAUCAACAAGAUCAAUCUUCUUCUGCAUCCUACCGAGUGGUGUACAAGAUACACCGCAACAAGAAGGGGACGUCAUCUUUCCGCGGCGAGGAAGACUCCAAAGACGAGGCUAUCGAAAUAAUAACAGACAACCAAAGUUGCAGCAGCGACGAAACUCUCGCUCCGGGAACACCUACAAUAACCAUCCCUGAAGGCCCAUCCCCUCCCGCAUCACCCACAAUGCUGCCCUCUUCUACUUUUGCGCUACAACCGAGACCAUCUUCAUCGGCUGAGACAAGAAGACGCCACAAAACGCAAUCGCAUGAUUUCUCAAAGCCAACAAAAUCGAGCUCUCGCAAACAUAAUGCCGACUCUGCCAAGGCUGUUUCUUCUCGAUCCGCAAUCCCUUCAAGAGAGCCGAUAUAUCUCGAGGACUUGGAGGCCAUGGCAAACCAAAAGAAGCAACGCACACCAGCCCACAACUCAAAAUCGCAAGAUUCACAUAGAAAGACGCAGACCGGAAGAAAGUCAGAAGCGGCGGCAUCAUCCAGGUCGUCGGAUAAAAGAACAGGCUUGAGGCAUGUUCUUCGAGGGAGCGGCCCGUCCAUCUCAACUAUCUGGACUAAGGAGUCGGGUCCGAUGGACUAUAUAAGUGUCCAGGAGAAACCAAAGCUUCACAUCAAACCUCCUCAUAGAGAUGCGGCGAAAGAAUUGCGGGCGGGAUCCCCAACCAGCGAUUUAGUACCAAGAUCACCCACUGAACAUCACAGCGUCUACCUUGCACCACCAGGCCAUCGACGAAAUCGGUCGUAUGCCACCAGCAUCUAUAGCGUGGGCACCAACGACUCACAGUCAUCCUUGUUGUUGUCCUCGUAUUACCAAAAGAGUGCUUAUAAUACAGCUGACGCUCUUCAUGCUCUUCGACAAGAAGGCUUCGUUGAUGGAACCUUUCCCGAGGGCCACCUCCUCCCCAACAUUACUCGAUAUAUGCGAUUCUCAUCUGCGUGUUAUGGUUCAAACUUCCUCAGACUUACUGGCGUGACGAACGAGACACCAAAGCUUGGCGUCUGGGACGGAGUACACCAUGAUGUACGGCAUUUCGCUCAUCACACGGAAUCACAAUCUGACAAUAUUCUUCUUGCUUCAUUUGUUGAUCCCAACGGAGGCAGCGAUGCCACUGGUGCCACCGGUUCUGGUGUCCCUUUGGUCCAUUACAUCUCGCUCGACCACGCAGCCAAGGCAGUCGUCCUUGCUUGUAGAGGGACAUUAGGAUUCGAAGACGUCCUGGCUGAUCUAACCUGCGACUAUGAUAGGCUCGUAUGGAGGGGCAAAGGCUACAGAGUGCACAAGGGCAUCCAUGCUUCCGCCAGGAGACUGCUGUACGGUGGCGACGGUCGCGUUCUGUUGACGCUCAAAGAGGCCCUACGCGAGUUCCCCGAUUAUGGACUUGUCCUAUGCGGGCAUUCACUGGGAGCUGGCGUCACAUCUUUGCUGGGAAUCAUGCUUUCUGAGCCUAAUCCAAUUGGUCCUGGCUUUGUCACUUCUGCUGAACCGUAUACACUCAGACCUCCGCCAAACGAAGCUCUUGUCAAUGUGAAGCUGAGCGACAUCCGGCCUCCAUCCGGCCGCCGCAUACAUGUAUAUGCGUAUGGCCCUCCCGCCGUCAUGUCAUCGUCUCUUCGCAAAAUCACCCGGGGCCUCAUAACCACGGUCGUACAUGGCAAUGACUUGGUACCUCAUCUGUCAUUGGGUUUGCUGCACGACUUCCAAGGAGUCUCUUUGGCGUUCAAGCAUGACGAGAACAAUACCAAGUCCGAAAUUCGUCAGCGAAUCUGGAAUACCCUCCAAGACAAUGUCUCAGAGAGAUGGUACUCUUAUCGCAGCGCGAGCAAAGUUGCCAGUAGCGGCGGCGUCAGCGACGAGGAGAGGUGGAUGCUUCCCGCACUGGAAAACAUGAGGACGAACAUGAAGGGGAAGAAGCUUCUUCCACCGGGCGAGGUGUUUACCCUUGAGACGCAGCGAGUGCUUAGGAGGGAUGCGUUCCUACUCUUGGACGAGGAGCAUAUCGGGCGGCCUGCGCAGAGGAUUGUGCUGAAAUAUGUCAAGGAUGUGGAGGGUCGGUUUGGAGAGCUGCGGUUUGGGACGAGCAUGUUGACGGAUCACAGUCCGGCAAAGUAUGAAGAUGCUCUGAACAAGUUGAGAGUUGGAGUCUCAAGCGCUUUUGGUAUUCACUUGGGUGGACGAGAGCCCAGUUAA
Molecule: messenger RNA, 3228 nt
Organism: Trichoderma virens Gv29-8
Lineage: Eukaryota; Fungi; Ascomycota; Sordariomycetes; Hypocreales; Hypocreaceae
Exons: 2
Coding region: 1-3228 (1075 amino acids)
Biological process (GO): lipid metabolic process
Source: RefSeq, a predicted model, not a curated record